This is a messenger RNA of Prorocentrum cordatum, 543 nucleotides long. NCBI's taxonomy places the organism in Eukaryota, Dinophyceae, Prorocentrales, Prorocentraceae. The record is from the annotation of a GenBank genome assembly.
AUGAACGAGAUUCCGGACGACUUGACUGUGUUGUUGCGACCUUUUGGCCACCCGCUGGUCGAGAGCGACUUCGCGGGCGCGCGCACCGCCGGCGACGUGCGGGCCCGCGCCGCCGCCAGGCUGUCGUCGCCCCCCGGGCGCGUGGAGCUGGUCACGCGGGGCAGGCUCGUCGACGUCUGCUUCGUGGACGAGAUCGAGGAGAUACCGCCCUACGGAGCCCGCCGGAUUCUGGAGAUCAAGCAGCUGUACCUCCCCAGUCUGAAGCUCGGGACGCUGCCCGACAGCAUCGGCCAGCUGGGCGCCGCGCGGGAUCUUUGCCUCGGCUCGAACCACCUCCUUGGGCUGCCCGAGAGCUUCGGGAAGCUGCAGGCCCUGGAGCGCCUCUGGCUCCACUCCAACAGGCUGUGCUCGCUGCCGCAGAGCUUCGGCCAGCUGCCGAGGCUGCAGGAGCUGCACCUGCAGGACAACAGGCUGCGGGCUCUGCCAGACGCUCGAGAGACGAGGGCCUCCAAGAGGCUCCAGAUCUCGUGGAGCGUGCUCUGA